This is a messenger RNA of Cuscuta epithymum, 628 nucleotides long. Lineage: Eukaryota; Viridiplantae; Streptophyta; Magnoliopsida; Solanales; Convolvulaceae. The record is from the annotation of a GenBank genome assembly.
CCUAUCGUUCUUUUCAUUUCGCACAUCGAUAGAGAGGGGGGUCGAGAAAGUUAUGGCCGUUGUAGGCUCUCAUCCUCGUCCCGGAAGGGGAUGUUGGAUCCGGCCGGCGUAUUACGGAUGUGAAGGACUAUGCUUUGCUGAUCGUCGGUUGGGGGAGGUUUAUCUCCUUUAUGAGCUUCGACGUUCGUUCACUCUGGAGGUCGCUGUGGUUCUUGGUCGGAUCUGCUGCUGGUGUAAGUUUGAAAAUGUUCAUUCUGGAUUUGAGCUAUCGGAUCUGUGUUGCUUCUCCCUGUCUUGGCGAUGCUCGCUUUAGGGAUGGAACAUAGGCUGAUAAUAAAGAGAGAAAGAGAAGAGGUUGAAGUAUUGAUAGGAAAGUGGAUGAUCUUCCCACAAAGAAAAUCCUGGCCAGGUAGAAGAUUUAAUACUCCUUAUUUUAUGGAGAUGUGUGUACGCAUGCCUCAACAUAAACUCAAGAUAGACAGGCUGGCUGAAAUGUUGAAGAUGCUCAAUGUUCCAUCAAUAUUUCCCUUUUUACUGUUUAAUUCUACCGUAUAUGAUGUAUAUCUUUCAACUUUAUACUGUAGAUCAUGUAUAACUUUUUACUUUUUGGCAAUGGCUAAUUGUGAAU